Molecule: messenger RNA, 4496 nt
Organism: Sardina pilchardus (European sardine)
Lineage: Eukaryota; Metazoa; Chordata; Actinopteri; Clupeiformes; Clupeidae
Gene: ctc1
Product: CTS telomere maintenance complex component 1
Exons: 22
Coding region: 261-4292 (1343 amino acids)
Biological process (GO): telomere maintenance via telomere lengthening; positive regulation of DNA replication
Cellular component (GO): CST complex
Molecular function (GO): single-stranded DNA binding; telomeric repeat DNA binding
Source: RefSeq, a predicted model, not a curated record
AAGAGUUACGAGAGAAUUUAGCGCGAGAGAAACAUAGCAGGGUUGUGUACGUUUAUUCUACUUUGCAACGCAGAGCAUCACAUUACUGAUAUAGAACGUGAUCUAACGUGUUGUUAUCUUUAAAUAUACGCUGUCUACAAGUUGCACGCCACACAUGUCAACACUGUAGGCUAACCAAUGCCUUCAAAUUCAAAAACUAGCUAGCUAGUCAGCAUUAGCUGCGAUGGCUGAAUAAUAAUGCUGUUUUCUCGGGAAAAGGGAUGGAUACAUUUCUGAAGCAUUUCUCAGAGAAGAGUCGAGUGGAGCAAACCUGGCUGAGCGAGCUGUUCUGUAGUGUGAGGGACAGGCUUGUCCCAGUGCUCUGUGAAGGGAUGACUGCUGAUGAAGUGGCCCUUGCAGUUGUAUUGCGCCUGCAGGGAUGUUUUUCGUUCGACUCACUUCCCCUUAGUUUCAGGUGUGUUAGUGUGUCGGAGCUCCUCUCCAGGCAGCGGUCCCCUUGCUUCACCAGUCUCGCUAUGAGCACUUGUCAGCACAGAGAACACAUUCGAGAGGCAGAGCAGGCUCUGCCCAAUCACAGGGCCCUCCCCCGUGCCAACCUGCUGCUGAUCGGCUGCCUGACUACGGGAAUGGAGGGUUGGAGGGUGUCAGACUCCAGCGGGAGUGUGCACUGUGAGUUGCUAUACCCAGACCCUUUGUGGAUCAACCAACCCAUGUUGUUUCCUUCUUGGAACUACAUUCCCCGAAAUACACCAGGAAAGGUAGGCCAGGACACAGGUUACCUGGAACUGAUUGCCUCUCCUAUUCAUCUGAAACCUGAUGCGGUCACUUUUGAUCCCGGAGGGUCACUAUCCGAAUCGCUGGGGGUCAAAGAAGCUGCCAGACGGAUGAGAGAGAAGCGGCCAGGGAAGGAGCUCCUGUGUGUGAAUGGGGAGGUGUGGGCAGUGAGCCCUCUUCUGAUGAUCGCAGGGAAACGUUUCUUCAGUUUUAGUCUGAGAGAGAGGGGCCACACUGUAGCCAUACUGGUCAUGGACUCCAGGUACGUGUUCUGGCGGUCGUGUGUGUCUGUGGGACGCCAAGUGUGUGUGAGGGCACUGCGCGUGUGCUCUCUUCGAGGGUGGGUGGGCCAGAGGGUCCUGUCCGUCACGCCGCAGUCCCGCCUCCUGGCUCCCGUGCUCCCAGAUCAGCAGCCCAGCACCACAGCUUUGGUAGACGAGGUGGAGACGGACCACAGUGUUGAGCUCAGCCCGCUGGAGUCCCGCACACACAUUCAGACGCCCCCCCCACACACACAGGCGUCAUGUGCGGACCAGCCGCCGAGUGGCGCAGAUGUGGAGGCCGACUCAGCACAGAGGGCUCCGUCUGCUGCUGCUCACGCAGCCUGUGCUGUGAAAAUCAAACACUCCAGAAUCAUCAGCUACAAGGGUGUAAUCACAGCUGUGACUGACCAGGAGGCCGGACUAUACGUGAUUGACGGAAAGGUGUGUCUUUGCCUGGCCUACCAGCCGCUGCGUUGGAACAGUGGCCUGCGUCCAGGAGCAGAGGUGGAACUUCAGCAUGUCCACUUCCUGUUCCGGCCCUCGCCACACUGCUUUCCCACAGUGCUCUGUGCCUGCCUGCGCACCAGCGUCCAGGUGACCGCCUUUAGCCGCGUGGCGCCAGACCAUUCUGACCCUUCCUCGUCACAUGAUGCACUGCCUCGAUUCCUAUUGGAGAGAAACCUGGGCGUGUCUGAAUACCUGUGGCUUCACUACUACUCAACUGCACUGCAGCAGAGGCUGUGCCCUCGCUGGGUGUGUGAGGCUCGCGUGUGUGUGGUUGCCUCUCGGCUCCUGGAGUGUGUGUGUGUGCGUGAGCAGGACCGGGAGCCACGAGACAUCUACAGAGAAAUGCUGAAGGAGCCACACAUGUGUCCGCUUAGUGAGUAUAAAGUGUGUGGUGUGGGCUGUGAAGUUCCCUCUAUGUCAAAGCUGUGUGAAUGGCUGGACAAGGAGUGCUGGUCAUCCCUCUCCCUCUCCGGUCUCCUCCCUGCGUCCGCCGUGGCUCUGACCCGUGCUGAGCUGAACCCGCUCCUCAGCUGGUCCUACAGGACGUGGUCAGUGCAGGACGAGCCCCAGCUGGCUCUGCUGGUGGGGAUGCUAGAGUCCAGUCCCAUUGCGGCCACCCUCCAGCUGCGCGACCAGACUGGGGCCCUGGACUGUGUGCUGGUGGACACUACUGCUGAGACGGGCAGCCAGCGACCAGCAGACAACACGGCAUGGCUAGGUUGUUUGGUGUGUAUGCGGCGCUGUACUCUAGUAGCUGAGAGAUUCCUGAAGUCUAAUUUUCCUUCUUGGAAGCACCUAAAGGAGAACAAGUAUAUCACUAACAAGCACUGCAGGGUGUAUCUGCAGGUGUGUGUGAGCGACCUGCACAUCCUCAGUCCCUCUACGGCCAUGAGUCUCCUGCUGCUGGAGCGAGAGAACAAACGAAUGAGAGCGAAAACGACAAAUGAGGAGCAGAGGUCCGAGCCUGGGAGAAGAGAAAGAGAGGAAAUGACAGCAGAGGAGGGUCCAUCCAAGCCUUGGUGUGGGACAAGGGAGGGGGAAGAGAAGGACCCAAUCAAGGAAAGGCCCUCCGCAGGCAGCAGGAAUGGAGUGAGAGAGAAAGACACGGUGGAGAAGGGGAGUGCUGUCAGUGAACAGGGGGGGAAGAGAAGAGGAAAGAGGAUGAGAGAAGAAGAGGAAGAACACAGCUCAGAGAGAGAAGGAAUGGGACAGGCAGAGAAGAGUGGAGGAGGUGACCCCAAGCGACAGAAGUCGGGUGAUCAGGAGAACUCCACAGCAACUACAGAGCAAGGGCUUAUGGGAAGGGACCCCUGUGUGUCACUCGCCGUGCGUGUGGAGACCAAACAGGGUGUGGCGCUGCGCAACCAACAGCUGUCGUCAGGGCCGACGCCGGGCCUGUCCCUGAGCUUUGUUACCACGGUGACGUGUUUGGGAAGAGCACAGGGGUGGGGGAGAGACCCCAGAAACAGCGCGCUGCAGGAAAGAGAGUACGAGACACCACACACACAGCUUGAUUUGCAGUUCAUCAGCUCUGCUGUCAGAUGGUUUCCUCUGCUGCAUCCUGGGUCUGUGUAUCGACUCGUCGCCCUACACACAGAGGAUGUUGCAGUGCUGACUGUGAAGACUGAAAGUUUCAAGGGUGGAGUGAAAAACCACGGCAACCCCUCUCUCGUGGUCCAGCCUCGCUGGCGCAUCCACACACUGGAACAUUCUCCACUGACUACACAGAUCAGUCCAUCAGAAUCACAAAACCUUAAAACUGUAUCUCAGGUGCUACAAAACAGUUCCUGUCCAGAUAUUGUGUCCUUUUAUGGCAUUAUAUCUCAGCGAAUCAUGCUGGAGGAAGAACAGGGAAAGACCCCCGUCAUCCAGUCACUGAUCAAGGAUAAAGAUGUGUGUGUAGAGAGAAACCUCAGGUUCCGGUUGACCGUAGAAGAUGCAGAAACAUCAGGUCAGAGUGUCCAGGUGUAUCUGGACCUAUCCCACAAUCCCUUCAUCCCUGGCCUGAUCUCCGGGGCAACCGUGCUGCUCCACUCCUUCCAGCGCUCAGUGUCCAGGAAGGGUAACGUUUACUGCCGCUUUCUGCCCGUUAGUUGUGUGACGGUCACUGGAUUGGGGUCAGAAGAUUCAAACUCAGCGCAGCACUGCCUGCCCCCUCCCAUGAUGCUCCUGGGGGAGUGGGUGCACCCUGCAGAGGGGCAGCGUUGCAUCCUGGGUCGGCUCAAAGUACACGUCACCUGCGUGCUACACCUCAAGAUGCAGUGGACUUGCUCUCUGUGUGGGAGCAUCUACAAACAGAGUGGAUGCAGUCGGACAUUCCCCUCAUGUGACUCCAGCAGUGCUGUGUUCCAGGCAGAGGCCAAAGUGGCUGCAGAGGAUGGCACUGGAGAGGCCCACAUCUGGUUCUCCUCUGAGAUGGUUCCUGCCCUGUUGUUGCUAGGAGCAACUGAGUGGGAGGGGCUCCAGUGGCGCGUGCGGGUUCGAGGUCUGGUGCGUGUGUAUGCCCGGGGCUGGGACAUGGUCAGUGAUAUGAAUCCGGAGGACCCUCUCGUGCGGUACCUGUGUGUGUUGUGUUCCAGUAGCAGUGUCUGUCGGGAGCUCAACCUCACCUGCCAGCCACGCUCUCAGAAGCAAGAGUCGCCCCAGAUGAGGAGGAUGAAGCGAGGAGAGAGAGAGUUCCUGUCCAAGUUCCCCUCUCCACUGCAGCUGACCUGCACACACACCUCGCCACUGCCACACACACUCUGAGGUGUGUGUGUGUGUGUGUGUGUGUGUGUGUGUGUGAUUUUGUUGACCUUGUUUACAGUAUAUUGUACACAUUCUUUGUUCUAGUAUGGCUUGUACAAAGUUUAUUUGAAUGUUAUAUUCAGCAGUUCAGCUUGUUAAUAAGUGUAAACAGCUCUUGUUAAUAAGUGCAAGUGCAAUAGUUGCAAUUAAAAAUAUUUUUCCUAA